Messenger RNA from Leucoraja erinaceus (little skate), 2978 nucleotides. Its product is annotated as transitional endoplasmic reticulum ATPase-like. Gene Ontology annotation, biological process: retrograde protein transport, ER to cytosol; autophagosome maturation; mitotic spindle disassembly. Gene Ontology annotation, cellular component: cytosol; nucleus; VCP-NPL4-UFD1 AAA ATPase complex. The transcript is spliced from 18 exons. Bases 31 to 2622 code for a protein of 863 amino acids. Gene Ontology annotation, molecular function: ATP hydrolysis activity; polyubiquitin modification-dependent protein binding; ATP binding. The record is from RefSeq and is a predicted model, not a curated record. NCBI's taxonomy places the organism in Eukaryota, Metazoa, Chordata, Chondrichthyes, Rajiformes, Rajidae.
AAGCUUAGCUCUCAAUGACAUUGGUAAAGCAUGCAGAGAGGCGAAACAGCUGUGUCACACACACACACACAGAGCGAGGCAUCUGACAGGCAGGCAGACGAGCCAAGGCUGCAGUCACACAGCGAGAGGGGGAGAGCGCAGCGGAGCAAACAAGCCAGACGCACGGGGAUAGUUAAAGAUCCCUGGCUGGACACGGCAGAGAAUCAGCACCAUGCCAAAAGCAGCAGCACGAAGCCAGAAGAUGUCUCCACCGCCAUCCUCCAGCAGAAACACCGGCCCAACCGCCUCAUUGUGGACGAGGCUAUCAACGACGACAACAGCAUUGUCUCACUCUCCCAGAUUAAAAUGGACGAGUUGCAGCUGUUCCGUGGGGACACGGUGUUGCUGAAGGGGAAGAAGCGAAGGGAGACAAUUUGCAUCGUCCUGUCCGAUGACACGUGCAGUGAGGAGAGGAUCCGGGUCAGCAGGGUGACCCGAAACAACCUACGAGUGCGACUGGGAGACGUUGUGAGCAUCCAGUCGUGUCCAGAUGUGAAGUAUGGAAAGCGGAUUCACGUCUUACCCAUUGAUGAUACGAUCGAGGGGCUAACUGGAAAUUUGUUUGAGGUGUAUCUGAAGCCCUACUUUCUGGAGGCCUAUCGACCUGUCCACAAAGGAGACAUCUUCCUGAUCCGGGGGGGUUUGCGGGCGGUGGAAUUCAAGGUGGUGGACACUGACCCUUCACCCCACUGCAUCGUGGCACCAGAUACUGUCCUACACUGCGAGGGUGAGCCCAUCAAACGAGAGGAUGAGGAGGAGAACCUCAAUGACGUUGGCUACGAUGACAUCGGAGGAUGUCGCAAACAACUGGCACAGAUCAAGGAGAUGGUGGAGUUGCCUCUCCGCCACCCAGCCCUCUUCAAGGCCAUCGGAGUCAAGCCUCCACGGGGAAUCCUGCUGUAUGGAUCACCAGGAACCGGGAAGACACUUGUGGCUCGAGCUGUAGCCAACGAAACUGGGGCUUUCUUCUUCCUUAUCAAUGGUCCGGAGAUCAUGAGUAAACUGGCCGGGGAGUCGGAGAGUAAUCUGAGGAAGGCCUUCGAGGAAGGAGAGAAGAACGCUCCAGCUAUCAUCUUCAUCGAUGAAUUGGAUGCCAUUGCCCCAAAGAGGGAGAAGACCCACGGGGAGGUGGAGCGCAGGAUAGUGUCCCAGCUCCUGACACUGAUGGACGGACUGAAGCAACGUACACACGUCAUAGUCAUGGCGGCCACCAACCGGCCAAACAGCAUUGAUCCGGCCCUACGGAGAUUCGGUCGCUUUGACCGGGAGAUCGACAUCGGGAUCCCAGACGCCAUCGGUAGGCUUGAGAUCCUGCAGAUUCACACCAAGAACAUGAAGCUGGCGGAUGAUGUGGAUCUGGAGAAGAUCGCACACGAUACCCACGGGCACGUGGGCGCAGACCUGGCGGCGCUCUGCUCCGAGGCAGCCCUACAGGCCAUCCGCAAGAAGAUGAACAUCAUCGACUUGGAGGACGAUACCAUCGAUGUCAACAUCCUAAACUCCAUGUCCGUGACCAUGGAUGACUUCCAGUGGGCUCUGGGGCAGAGCAACCCGUCGGCCCUUCGUGAAACGGUGGUAGAGGUUCCGACGGUCACCUGGGAAGACAUUGGAGGGCUGGAGGAGGUGAAGAGAGAGCUGCAGGAACUUGUGCAGUACCCAGUGGAAUACCCGGAGAAGUUCCUGAAGUUCGGCAUGACCCCGUCCCGUGGCGUUCUAUUCUACGGCCCACCCGGCUGCGGGAAGACCCUGUUGGCAAAGGCUAUUGCUUCCGAGUGCCAGGCAAACUUUAUCUCCAUCAAGGGACCAGAGCUGCUCACCAUGUGGUUCGGGGAGUCAGAGGCCAAUGUCCGUGAUGUCUUUGACAAGGCUCGGCAGGCGGCUCCUUGCAUCUUGUUCUUCGACGAGCUGGACUCCAUCGCCAAGUCCCGCGGAGGGAGUGCGGGGGACGGAGGGGGGGCCGCGGACAGGGUCAUCAACCAGAUCCUGACGGAAAUGGAUGGCAUGUCCAACAAGAAGAAUGUCUUCAUCAUCGGAGCAACAAACAGACCUGAUAUUAUUGAUCCAGCCAUCCUAAGACCGGGACGUCUGGACCAGCUGAUCUAUAUCCCACUGCCCGAUGAAAAGUCAAGGAUGGCCAUCUUGAAAGCCAACCUCAGAAAGUCUCCAAUUGCAAAGGGUGUUGACCUGGUCUACCUGGCCAAGAUAGCACAUGGCUUCUCGGGAGCUGACCUGACGGAGAUCUGCCAGAGGGCGUGCAAGCUGGCCAUCCGCGAGUCCAUCGAAGCGGAGCUCAAGAGGGAGCAGGAACACAGGAGCAAUCCCGACAUUGCCAUGGAGGAUGACUAUGACCCUGUCCCUGAGAUCCGCUCCAACCACUUCGAGGAGGCCAUGAGGUUCGGCCGCCGAUCGGUCAGUGACAACGACAUCAGGAAGUACGAGAUGUUUGCCCAGACACUGCAGCAAAGCCGGGGGUUCGGCAACUUCAGGUUUCCGUCCAACAGCCAGUCGGCUGGUCAGGGGGGCGAUGGAGGAAGCGGAGGGAACCUGUAUCGCGAGGAAGGAGAUGAUGACCUCUACAACUGAGGAACUGGUCAGAGGUCAAGGUCGCCGGCUAGGAUCUGGAGCAGACUGACCCCCCCCCAAACCCCAUCACCACGGCCACCAACACCAACAACGUAAAAGCCUGCAGGAAAGAUGCGCAUUAUCUGCGAUGGUCUGGACACCAAGUGUUGCUUCAUGUCGGGACCUCUGGCCAGAUGCCCACUGUCCACUGCCCACCGUCUGCCUUUGAUUAGGGGCCGGUGUGAGUUCACCAAUCAGCACUUUGUACAGCACUCACCCCAUGUCCUGUGUGUGCGUGUACGUGUGUGUGUGUGUGUGUGUGUGUGCAUGUGUAUGUGCAUGUGUGUGUGUGUGUGUGUAUGUGUGUGCUUGUGUGU